GGGGGGGGUGAGAAAAAGGAAAUCGCAUGACUCGCAUUUGUUCACCACCACGAUCUACGACCUACCUCGCCUUGCCUUUACUUAUUAUCCCGUCCGCCCAUUCCCGGCAUCUGGUCCAACGUUUGAGAUCGAGUGGCUUGUCUUGUGCAGGAGUGACAGUUCGGCUGCAUCCAUCGGUAUUCCAAAGAGACGAGGACUGUGUGUGGCCUUUUUUUUCCCACAGCCAAACGGGGAUAUAUAAGGUAGGUAAAUAGGUAGGUAGGUAGAUAUGAAUGGAUGGAUCAAAGCCAUUCGCUAUGGCGAACCUAUCAUGGGAAUUUUUAAGACUGAGACACGCAACAAGGCAC
Molecule: messenger RNA, 347 nt
Organism: Hypoxylon fragiforme
Lineage: Eukaryota; Fungi; Ascomycota; Sordariomycetes; Xylariales; Hypoxylaceae
Exons: 1
Source: RefSeq, a predicted model, not a curated record